CCGCCACCAAGCCGGGGCCGGCGCGGCCGCCUGCUGUCGUCAAGCGGCGGCUGAGCCUGCAGGACUACCGGCGCCGCAAGAAGGACGGGCCGACGCCGGCGGCAGCCGUCGGUGAUCGGGCCGGGCCGUCACGGCCGACCGAGGACGGGCCGACGCCGCCGGCGCUGCCGGCGCUGGACCUGGCGUCGGCUGAGCCCAGUCCGCGGCCGACGUCGCCGGCCGACGCCGAUGCCGACGAGAACGCCGACGUCGGCGUCGACUCCGAUGCCAGCUCGGCGUCGGAGAGAAGUCCAUCGAAGCCCCAGGCGUCACCGCCGUCCCCACCGUCGCCAGCUUCGUCACCGUCGUCGCCGUCGUCGGGCCCACUGGCGCCCAAGCUGUCCAACGUGCGCUGGAACGCGGCGCCGACCAUGCUGGAGCAGCAGCGCGAGAAUCUCACGGAGCGCCUGCGUCGUGAGUUCGGUCUGAAGGUGGACGAGCAGCCGCGACCGGUGCUGCCGUUGCCAGCCUCUCCGCCUCCUCCGCCGCCGCCGCCACCGCCGCUGCCGCUGCCGCUGCUGUCGUCCCUGCCGCCCACCUUUACUAGGUGCAAGUCGCCGCCGAGGAGGAGGCCUCGGGAGAUUUCGCCGACCGACUCGUGCUACGCCGCCAGCCGGGAGGGGUCGCCACCUCCACCUCCGCCGCCACCGCCACCGCCGCUUCCUCCGCCUCCGCCACUGCCAGCGCCAUCUCAUCCGAUACCGGGGCACCGCAGGCCGGCUGGUCCCAGUCCGGCUCCGGUGCCGCCGCCGGUCGCGUCGGCGCUGUCCCAGCGGACGACGCCGCGGUGCUCCUCCCGGGACUCGCCGCCGCCGCCGCCUCCUCCCCCGCCGGCGCCGGUGCCGCCGCCCGCAAGGCUGCAGGUGUCCGGGGUGGCUGCGCACAAACCGCGCUCGCCGUUCGCGGCCGGAUCGCGACACGCGCUGCCCAACGGCCUGCCGACGUGUCCGCCGCCGCCGCCGCGGCUGGGCGCGCCCCCCGCCUUCCGUCCGGGCCUGUUUCCGCCCGUGCGUUUGCACGCGGCAGCUCGACUCAACGGCCGCGUGCCGGUGGGGGCGCUGCGCUUCACACGGCGCCACUGA
This is a messenger RNA of Pollicipes pollicipes, 1121 nucleotides long. Its product is annotated as WAS/WASL-interacting protein family member 3. The record is from RefSeq and is a predicted model, not a curated record. The transcript is spliced from 3 exons. The coding region runs from base 411 to 1121 and encodes 236 amino acids. NCBI's taxonomy places the organism in Eukaryota, Metazoa, Arthropoda, Thecostraca, Pollicipedomorpha, Pollicipedidae.